UCCGUAUAAAUUCGCAUCACGGAGUGAGGCUGCAUCCAAACCUCCUCGUAGGAGAUCGAAGAGAGGCUUUAGAUUAAUAAUCAUCGUCAAGUUAUAUAAAGGUUUAGAUCAUUAAAACUGCAGUUUAUUAAAGCGGUUCGGUUGCUGAAGGUCUGACUGAGGAUGACGGAGACCAUGCUUGAGCCCACCAUGGUGGAGGACGUGUUUGAUGAGUCCUACAGAGAGAAGAAAGGGCCCAAGCCCCCUAUCGUCGUUGUGUGGAGGAACGUGGUGCUGAUGAGCCUCCUGCACCUAGGAGCCAUUUACGGCCUGUUCCUCAUCCCGUCCGCCUCCUCGCUCACCCUGCUGUGGGCUGUGCUGUGUUUUCUGUACGCUGGUCUGGGUAUAACAGCUGGAGUUCACAGGCUGUGGAGUCAUCGCUCCUAUAAAGCCUCACUGCCUCUCCGCAUCUUCCUCGCCUUCGCCAACUCCAUGGCCUUCCAGAACGACAUCUUUGAGUGGGCUCGAGACCACAGAGUUCAUCAUAAAUACUCUGAGACUGACGCGGACCCCCACAAUGCCAAUCGGGGCUUUUUCUUCUCUCACAUUGGUUGGCUGCUGGUGCGUAAGCACCCAGACGUCAUCGAGAAGGGAAGCAAGCUGGAGCUCAGCGACCUGAAGGCAGACAAGGUGGUCAUGUUUCAGAGGAGAGUCUACAAGCAGUCAGUGCUGCUGAUGUGCUUUGUGGUCCCGACGGUGGUCCCAUGGUUGCUGUGGAACGAGUCUCUGUGGAUCGGGUUUUUUAUUCCUGCCCUGCUGAGAUACUCGGUGGGGCUUAACGCCACCUGGUUGGUGAACAGCGCCGCCCAUAUGUGGGGGAACCGACCCUAUGACAUCAACAUUAACCCCCGAGAGAACAGAUUCGUAACCUUCAGCGCUAUGGGCGAGGGCUUCCACAACUACCACCACACCUUCCCGUACGAUUACUCCACCAGCGAGUAUGGCUGGAAGCUCAAUGUCACCACCUGCUUCAUCGACCUGAUGUGCUUGUUGGGUUUGGCCUGGGAAUGUAAGCUGGCGGCUCGAGACUUGGUCAAGGCCCGGGCACAGCGCACAGGGGAUGGCAGCCACAGGAGCGGCUAAGAGUGUUCGUCUCGACUGCAGCGGUGGAAGUUUUGGCAAAACGCGUUCUGAAGACGUCUAGUCUCUAGCGCCCUCUGUGUUGUGGAGGCCGGAGCUUCAGGUUCCUCACCAGACAGGCCGAACCCUCCCAUAAACCCCCUCCAACGGUCUCAAGCACAGGACAAUUGUAUAUCAGGAACACUGCAGUCGGACACUUUCAGGAAAAUCUGGACUCUAAAUAAGGCACAUGUAACGAAUUAAGCUCCACGCAGUGGAACACCUACAGUUCUGUACUCAGCUUACUGCUGUAUGUAGAUGAUAUGAAUCCAUAAUGUUGGAAAAAUUAAGACGUUUAAAACCUGUUAAAUCGGAUGCAGGUUGGUGCUUGGAGGGUUUUUGUUCUCUAAUUAUUAUUUAAGUGUAUAAAAUGACCCUCGGAAGCAGCAGCUUCAAACAGAUUUAAUUACACACUGAACCAACAAGUGGCCUUUAAUUCAGUCUGGGGUUAAAGCUGAUCUACAGCAGCUGUACCAGCCCCAGGUGUUUAAAGGGGAACUCCACCAAUUUCUCCAAAAUUUCCCCCCUUAAUUCAGCAUUGAGGUGUAAACGGAUUCAGAGCAGUUUGGUGUGAAAUGGUUCAGAUGUCUUUACAGUGGUGGUAAUGGGAACCAGUAGUCACCAUGUUUUCAACACAAAUAGACAUUUUAUUUACUAUCCAGAACCACCAGUGAGCCUGCAUGAGUCUGACUUUAUAUGGAAUGUUGAUUAUGGAAAAUAGUGGAAAAUCUGAUAUAGUAAGUUUUCUUUGGGGACCGUUUUGCCCCACAACACCCUGCAUGUAUCCCUCCACCAUGAAUGGAGUUUGUUCUCCACACUACCGUAAACAGCGUCUCUCAUCAGGCAGUGAAUUCAUAACUAUUUACUGCAGUAACUUUGUGAGGGAGCUUUUAGAGGUGGACGUCUGGUUCCCAUCACCAGCACUGUGAGUAAUGUUGACCAAGUUUGUCUAGAAUAGUGUUUCACACCAAACCACUCUGAACAGAAUUUUGGAAAAUGGACAGAAUUCCUGUUUUAAAAUGACUAUAGGAAUUCUGUAUGGAAUUGGCAGCACUGGAACGAAUGCAAAUGUGAGACAAUCCUGAUCGGAUCGGUGUCAAACAGAAAAUGAAAUGUGCCGUAAUCUGUCUAUGUAGAACAUUUCUUUGCCAAAAUUGCGGCCUUUAAAAAGCACUUUGUCAUUAGUUUGAAAUUAUUGAUUAUAUUUAAAUGUUUUGUUUGGAACUUAGUUGUGAGAAUCUCACAGUUGCUUUUUCACUUGGAGUGUUUCAGAAAGACCUAAUUGUGUGUGUGUGUGUGUGUGUGUGUGUGUGUGUGUGCGUGUGUGUGCUGAAGUGUCUCUUUAAUCGCCGUCUCUGACACUAAUGCCAGUCUGUUCUGUUGAGGUUCUAAUGAACUGGAACGCUCCUCACAGCGUUCUGUACUGAAACACUUUUCAGGUGGAUCAUUUAAAACGUUAUGAUUCUGCUCAUCUGUGUGUCAGUAUUUCAUCAUUUAAUAAAUAAAUAUUACAAACUGCU
Molecule: messenger RNA, 2678 nt
Organism: Pygocentrus nattereri (red-bellied piranha)
Lineage: Eukaryota; Metazoa; Chordata; Actinopteri; Characiformes; Serrasalmidae
Gene: scd
Product: stearoyl-CoA desaturase (delta-9-desaturase)
Exons: 7
Coding region: 163-1122 (319 amino acids)
Biological process (GO): response to fatty acid; unsaturated fatty acid biosynthetic process
Cellular component (GO): endoplasmic reticulum membrane
Molecular function (GO): palmitoyl-CoA 9-desaturase activity; iron ion binding; stearoyl-CoA 9-desaturase activity
Source: RefSeq, a predicted model, not a curated record